AUGGAUGUAACCAAUCCGGACAGUGAUGAAUGUCACCGUUCUCCACCCCUCUCCACCCCUUCCACCACUCUCCACCCCUCCCCAUCCCUAUCCACCGCUCUCCGCCCAUGCCUCUGCAGCUGGGUGGCAGUGGUUCCAGGGCCCACCAUGAAUGAUGGGCGCCAGACAUUCCGCCUCGCGCUCUACCCAUCCAUGGCUUUUGGAGCGUCCUAUUUCGACAUAGCACUGCACGUGUGCCGCAUUCACAUGACCAAGCUGGACUCCCCUUCUCUCUCUCCCCCACGCGCCUUUCUCUCUCUGCCUUCGCCCCCCGUCCUUCCCCGUCACUACCUCCUGCAGUUUGGCGCACCCUAUUUCGACAUAGCGCUGCAUGUGUGCCGCAUUCAUAUGACCAAGCUGGACUCUGCCAACCCUGUACUCAUUAUAGAGGACCCCGUUCAUGCGGAGAAGGGCAAGUGGAAGUUUGUGAGUGACAAGGAUUCACCCGACCCCUCCCAGAUAUUCCGCCUGCACGACGCCUGCCGGGGAACGCCACGGAUAUUCCGCCUUCAUGACGCGUGCCGGGGAAUGGCACGGGUGACUUCUUGCUUCCCUCUCUCCCCUCCCUACUCUCUCAGCUCGCAUCCUCUCUCUCCUCCCUCCUCUCUCUGCUUGCAUCCUCUCUCCCCUCCCUCCUCUCUCCACCCUCACUCCCUCUCGCCUCUCUCUCCUCUCUUUCCUCUCACUCCUCUUCCUAUCCCUCCAUCUCCUCUCAUUUCUCUGCUCUCUCAUUCUUCUCUCCUUUCUCACCCUUCUCUCCCCUGCCCUCCCAACAUUCUCUCCCCUUUCACUCUUCCCACACACGAGCACGUGGGCGUGCCCUUUCACCUAAUCCCUCACAUCGACGCUCGCACUCAGUCAGCCAAUCAGCAUCCGACACCUCAGCAUGUGGCAUCCUCUCCCCGCACCCAACAGUCACAUGCACCACCACCAGCAACCCAACUCCCUGCAUCUCGCUCUCACACUGCCCCCUCCUCCAUUCACCAUCCCCCACCACAGAUGCACCCCACCAAGUACCCCCAACCUCCUGCCGCUCCUGCUGCUUCCCCUUAUGCUGCUCCUACUGCUGCUGCUGCGGCUUAUGAUGCGUAUGCUGUGGCCUAUUACACACAGCAGCAGGCAUGGCAGCAGUAUCAGCAGCAGCAGCAACAGCAGCAGCUGGGGGGAUCAGGAGCAGCAGGAGUAGGAGGGGGGGCGUCAGGAUCACGGAGAGGGGGUCAGCAGAGCGGAGGGGAAUCCAGGGGCGUGGUGAACGUGCACGCGUGGCAGGAUGACGUGGACGAGGACACGUCGUUCCAGCUGGCGCUCUCUGAGUCGAUGCACACUGCCAGCACUGAAGGCUCUGCCCGAGCCGAUGCCCCUGGUGCAUCUAGUGCCGCCGCUGCCGCCCAGGGCAUGAGCAGAGGAGAGGAGGGAGCAGACGGCUUUAUUCUCACCCGUUCCUCCUCCGAGCCUCAGUCCAGAUCUGGUCGCUCCCUCUCCUCCUCUUCUUCUUACGCUGCUACUGCUGCUUCUGCUGCUGCGGCCACCGACCCAUUCACUGCGUCGCAUCGUUCUUCUAGGUCCGUUUCAGCCUUUGCUGACCGCCACCCCUUUGCCCCACCUGCUGCCCCUGACCGCUCUUCCUCUACUGCCACCAGCACUUCUUCUGGCAUUGCUGUUGGUCCUGCUUCUGGCCAUGCAGCCAGCUCAGCAGGUACGGCUGGCACUGCUGCGGCAGGGGUGGAAGGGGGUCGAAUGCGCCACGAGAUUGCGAAUCAGUUCUCCUCUGUAGCACCGGCUUUCAACCGAGCAGCAGCAGCCGUGCCAUCGCUCUUUGCUUCCGGCCCACCAAUCCACUCUUUCCUAAAUGUGGCGCCGGACAAAUCAAUCCUUCUGACUGCUGACAAUUUGAGCCGCGGCGAUGGCGCACAUCUGGGCGGAAUCACAGGCAGCGGUGAUGCUGGGGGAGAAAUAUCCGUUCCCGGCGGAGGUUCGGGCGUUCCCGGCGGGGAACAGGGGGAACCCGGUGGACGGCAGGGUGGUCCUAGCGGACAGCAGGAGGGCGGCGGCGGACAGCAGGGGGUCUUGGCGGAGAGCAGGGGGGUGUUGGAGGGAAUCAAGGAGGCGUUGACGGGGAUCAGGGGGGUGCUGGCGGGGAUCAGGGGGGUGGUGGCGGGGAGCAAGGGGGUGUUAAGGGAGACCAAGGGGUUGCUGGCGGGGAUCAGGUGGGUGCUGGCGAAGAUCAGGUGGGUGCUGGCGGGGAUCAGGUGGGUGCUGGCGGGGAUCAUGGGGGUGCUGGCGGGGAGCAAGGGGGAUCUGGCGGGAUUGCAACUCCUCAGAUUGUAG
Closterium sp. Naga37s-1 is the source of this 2367-nucleotide messenger RNA. The record is from the annotation of a GenBank genome assembly. NCBI's taxonomy places the organism in Eukaryota, Viridiplantae, Streptophyta, Zygnematophyceae, Desmidiales, Closteriaceae.